AUGACUCAGGCCGACACCGAGAAGGCGCUCCGCGACUUCGUGGCCGACACCUACAACCAUGAUGAUGCAGAGUACACCGUCGAGGACGCAAUGGUCGACGGCUUUCGCGAAGGCGUGAUGCUGCUCCCGCACCAAGUCAAGGCGCGGCAGUUCAUGAAGGAGCGAGAGACGGGCAAGGCCAGUGGCGGGAUCUUGGCCGACGACAUGGGUCUCGGGAAGACCAUCUCCACUGUCACCCGUAUCCUUGACGGUAGAGCCACCAAGAAGGACAAGGAGGCCGGAUGGAGCGGUUCUACUUUGGUUGUUUGCCCGGUCGCCCUCGUCUCGCAAUGGGAGAAUGAGGUCAAGAAGUACGCACCCUCUCUUCGCGUCGUCCAACACCAUGGCCCCAGCCGUACUUCAGACCCCAGGGAGCUCGAGCGCGCCCACAUUGUCGUAACAUCAUAUUCAGUCGUGACGUCCGAGUUUGGGGCAUACGCCCCGGCCAAGGACGAGUCUAAAGGCAAGAAGAAGAAGGGAAAGGGUGACUUUGACUCCGGUGAUGACGACGAUUCCGACUCGGAUGAUGCGGCAUUCCGAAAGAAGACGAAGGCUGCAUCGAAGCGUGGGGCCAAGAAAGACGCGCUCUUCCGCGUCAAGUGGUUGCGAGUAGUUCUCGAUGAGGCGCAUAACAUCAAGAACCGCAGCACCAAGGCCGCAACGUCAUGUUGUGCGCUCGAAGCGAAGUUCCGAUGGUGUUUGACCGGUACUCCCAUGCAAAACAGCGUCGAAGAACUCUAUUCUUUGAUCAAGUUCUUGCGCGUCAGGCCGCUCAAUGACUGGCAGACCUUCAACUCGCAAAUCGCCAAGCCUGUGAAAUCAGGCAAGCCCGCUCGCCCACUGAAGAGGCUGCAGGUCGUUCUUCGUGUCAUCAUGCUUCGCAGGACGAAGACGACGAUCAUCAACGGCAAGCCCAUCCUAGACCUCCCCGCACGUAACGUCCACGUUGUGGAAUGUGAGUUCGACACCGCAGAGCGCGCGUUCUACAACUCGGUCGAGCAAAUGGUCCAGACCAGUCUCGAGAAGCUGCAGCAGGGCAACAUCAACAAGUCGUACACCUCAGUCCUCGUCCUUCUCUUGCGCCUCCGUCAAGCGUGCAAUCAUAGGGGCCUGAUCUCGAAGGACUACGCGACGGAUCAAGAGGCCGUCGAGCCCAAGAGCGCCAGCCAGACCAGUGAGGAUGCCGACGAUCCUGCCGACGAGCUUGCUGCCAUGCUUGGUGGUCUCGGAAUCUCCCGCAAGCCGUGCCAGCUGUGCCAAAAGCCGCUCACGUCGUCGAACACCUGGAAGAACGACGUCUGUGUCGACUGCGAGGACGUCUACAAGGACGCGCUCGAGGCAGCGGCGUCACCGACCGGUCUCCCGCCGCAUUCAAGCAAGACGCGGAUGAUCGUGAAGAUCCUGCGCGAGGCGGAGGAGCGCGGGGAGGGCGAGAAGACGAUCAUCUUCUCGCAGUUCACGAGUAUGCUCGACCUCAUCGAGCCGUUCCUCCGGGCGGAGGGGAUGAAGUUCGUUCGCUACGACGGGUCUAUGGACAAGAUGUCACGCGACAAGUCGAUUGAGGACAUCACCAAGGUGAAGUCGACGAAGAUCAUCCUGAUCUCGUUCAAGGCUGGAAGCACUGGCCUGAACUUGACCUGCUGUAACAACGUCAUCCUGGUCGACCCGUGGUGGAACCCAGCACUUGAGGACCAAGCGUUCGACCGUGCGCAUCGCUUUGGGCAGACGCGGGCGGUUAACAUCCACAAGCUAUCCGUCAAAGAGAGCGUCGAGCAACGAAUCUUGGAGCUGCAGGAGAAGAAGCGCGCCCUUGCCGCAGCCGCGCUCGCGGGAGACAAGCUCAAGAACAUGCGUCUGGGCAUGGACGAGCUUGUCGCGUUGUUCCGCUCCUCUGGCCACGAUGACGACGAUGAUGACUAG
Messenger RNA from Epithele typhae, 1959 nucleotides. RefSeq names its product SNF2 family N-terminal domain-containing protein. Gene Ontology annotation, cellular component: cytoplasm. The transcript has 10 exons. The record is from RefSeq and is a predicted model, not a curated record. Gene Ontology annotation, molecular function: ATP binding; ATP-dependent chromatin remodeler activity. NCBI's taxonomy places the organism in Eukaryota, Fungi, Basidiomycota, Agaricomycetes, Polyporales, Epitheliaceae. The coding region runs from base 1 to 1959 and encodes 652 amino acids.